This is a messenger RNA of Phyllotreta striolata, 990 nucleotides long. Lineage: Eukaryota; Metazoa; Arthropoda; Insecta; Coleoptera; Chrysomelidae. The record is from the annotation of a GenBank genome assembly.
AUGAAACAUAUCUUCGACACCCUAUGCGAAACAGCUAUGGACGAAAACACAGCCCUAGUACUGGCCCUGCAAUUGGUGGCGCUCUUCUCCAUCGCCGGGGCGCUUCUUCUGUAUCUCCUGUGCAAAAUACGCGGCGGCAGUUCCGAUUUAUCGGACGGCGGUUGCCCGGGCGCCGGUAAACCGGUGUUAGUCACGUCCGCAGACAAUGCCAUAGGCCUUCAGAUAGCCGUCCAUUUAGCGAACAGAGGCUUCCGCGUGUUCGCCGGUUUGAAGAACGGCGCUUCGUCGGGAAGCAGCGAGGACUCCCCGUCGGCGAGGAUAAUCCGCGCCUGGCAGAAGCACAAGGAGAGCGCGAGCGCGCCGGGCGUCCUGAUCGCCCUCCCGCUGGAGGUCACCAGGGAGGAUCUCCUCCACGAAGCGGCCGAUUUGAUCAGGGCGCACCUGCCGGCAGGAGAGGACGGCAUUUGGGCGGUGAUCAACACCAGCGGGGUGUGCUACAGGGGGAAGCUGGAGCAGCAGGACGUCGCCCACUGGGACGCCACGUUCAAGAACAACGUCGUGGGCGUCCUGCGGACGGCCAGGAAGUUCCAGAAUCUCCUCCGCAACGCCGGCGGCAGGAUCAUCACCGUCGGGGCGACGGAGUACCUGGGGACCGGGCUGGUGGCGUACCUCGCCAGCCGGUACGCCGUGGAAGGGGCCAGCAGGGCGCUGAGGCAGGAACUGGCGCCGCUGGGCAUCAAGGUGAUAGCGAUCAAUCCGCAGGGCGUUAUGCCGGAGUUGCUGUUCGCGGCGCCUAAAAUGUCGAAUCCUGCGGAGCAACCGGAGACGUCUGUCGAUAUUAGCGGUCACUUGGAGUUCCAGCCGGUGGUUUUAUCAGCGAGGGCUCUUCGAAUGCUCGAUAUCGCCUUGACGACGAGGAAUCCGAAGGCGAAUUACAAUUUGGAGGAUAAGCAAUGGUACGGUUGUUUGGAGUGCUUGAAAAUCGUUUAA